Messenger RNA from Nannochloropsis gaditana CCMP526, 759 nucleotides. It is a transcript of the gene SPCS2, whose product is annotated as signal peptidase complex subunit 2. Gene Ontology annotation, cellular component: signal peptidase complex; membrane. The record is from RefSeq and is a predicted model, not a curated record. The transcript is spliced from 4 exons. Bases 127 to 759 code for a protein of 210 amino acids. Gene Ontology annotation, biological process: protein targeting to ER.
CAACAGAGCCCUCGACACCUCUCCUCUCCCACAAUUUUGUUUCAUUUCUUAAGAGCUGCGACAAGAUACGCGACAUUCAAGAACAUAACAUCUUCUUAAAACUCCUGCACAAGCGCUUUAUCUGUCAUGGCAGCCCCUCAAGUAGCUUCGUCCACCCCUGCCGACGAGGAAGAAGAGCCCUUACACAUCGAUACGGGCGACCAAAUGAAAGUGAAACAAGUGCUGGACGAGGCGGUGGUCAAGGCCAUAGUGGACGCGGGAUAUGAAGAGAACUUCUUCUACGACAACAUCAAACUCGCGCUGAUGGUCAUUGCAUGCGUCUUCGCCCUCAUCGCUCAAUUCUACCCAAUGCCUUUCCCUGAAUCCCGUCCCCUGCUGGGAGUCUGUUGCCUCGCCUACUUCCUUGCCAGCACCAUCAUCCAGCUCAUCGUCUCCUACGUGGAGCAAGAUACCAUCCUGACGACCCAGCCGCUGCGCUCGGGGGGGAAGGCGGGAGAAGCCCUGAAAGUACGGACGCAGUUUCCCCGUUUUCAGGACGAGUACACGGUGUUUGUGGAGGAAGCGGGCAUGCAGGACCCCCCGACCGUGUCGAGCAAAUUCUCCAUCGGCAAGGUGUUCGACGAGGAGGGGAAUUUUUACGAAGAGGGAUUGGCUCGAGAGGUGCAACGGCUCUUGGACCGUUACAAAAAGCAGAUGUGGGACGUGGCAGAGAAGGAGGAGAGGAAGAGGAAAGGGGGAGAGAAGAAGAAAAAAAAAUGA